This is a messenger RNA of Danaus chrysippus (African queen), 621 nucleotides long. The record is from the annotation of a GenBank genome assembly. Lineage: Eukaryota; Metazoa; Arthropoda; Insecta; Lepidoptera; Nymphalidae.
AUGUUAGAGACGCAUAUAUCUGAGCUUUCAGUUACCGCUACAAACUUAACUGAGGAGAAUUUAAAACUAAAGGAACAGCUGCAGAGCCUGCAGGAUAACUUUCAUGAGAAUGAGCAGAAAUCCCGACUCUGCAAUGUUGAGAUACAGAAUGUUCCUGAACGGAAAAACGAAAACCUAUUGCAACUAGUCUCAAAUCUGGGAACCUUACUCGGCGUUGUUAUUCCCGCUGAAUCCAUUAAAGCAGUACACCGUGUUGCUCAUAAUACGCAUACAGACAGACCUAAAAAUAUCAUAUUACAACUUAAUACGAAGCAUUUGAGGGAUGACGUCAUCGCUGCAUCCCGUGCUCGGCGUGGCUUAACAGCGGGUCAACUCAUAGCUGCGGGUGGACCAAGCAACGCUUCUUCGAGGUCAGGCAGUGACAUAACACAAUCAGAUCGCACCGUCUACAUAAGAGAGCAUCUCACCUUACGCAAUAAAAUAUUAUUCUCCAAAACAAGAUCUAUAGCUCGCGAUAGAUACAGAUAUGUGUGGACUAAAAAUGCUAUCAUACAAGUGCGUAAAAAUGACAAUGCACCUGUUAUGUACAUCCGUUCCGAGAAAGACCUCAGUAAGUUGUGA